UUUCCGGGUUACUUUCCCAAAGGGGUCUACCAAUUCACAUUUCCAUCAUCAACGAGGGAGUCCUUUGCUCUGAGGGUCUUUAAAAAUAUUUGUUCAAUCUUUAUUUAGGGAGGGGCUGAGAGAAACGGAUUUGCUUUUUAAAAGGGCAUACGCUUUUACGUUUAAGGAAUUCAGGACAUGCACUGAAGCUGAAGUAACAUUUAAGCACGACGAGCAAUUUGGAACGAUCGUUUUUUUUUUUUCCCCCCCAGUAUGUUCCGAGGGGUGGGAGCCACAUCCGCUGCCCAGGUUUCUGUGAGGCUUCCCUGAAGCCCCGGCGGCGUGUGAGCCCUUUAACGGGCGGCGUCCCAGCCUGCCCCGCCAACGGGCCGGCCCGCUCCGUCUGGGCUCUGGCGGAGGGCGCUACUUUGAAAGCUCGGGCUGCCCCGACGUGACCGAGGGAGCUCCGUCCGUCUCCGCCGCCGCCCUCCGGCUGAAGACGCUGCCCCGAAGGAAGCGGCCCCAACCCCCUCAGACGCCCAGGGAAGCCCUUUCUGGGCCUACGGAGGAGCCCCCGCGGCGCCGCCACAGCCGCGACCCGCAGCGUCCUCCAGAGCGCCCGAGCCCCCGGCGGCCGCGCAGCUGGGGCCCCUGAGGCGGGAGGCGCCGGCGGUUCAGCUGCGGCCGUGGGCGUGGCGAGGCCGCACAGGUUCUGUUUUUCCCGGCCCGGGUCGCUUUCGGUUUCGUUUCCCGCCGGCGUCUCCACCCCGCGGGAGCAGAGCGCCGGCCCGUGUCCGCCGCCCCCGGCGUCGCGCCAGCCCGCGGUUCGACGGGCGCAGGCCUCGGCAGCGCGCCCCUGCCGCCUGGCCAUGGCCCAGGCCACCGUAGUCGGCGAGGUGACCCAGGUGCUGUGCGCGGCCGGGGGCGCCUUGGAGGUGCCGGAGCUGCGGCGUCGCUUGUGGGCGGACAUGGGCCCCGACGCGCUGGAGCGGCUGCUGCGGGAGCGCGGGCGCUUCGUGGUGGUGCGGCGGGCGGACGCGGGCGGCGCGGCGGCGGCCCCCGAGCGCUUGGUGCUGGCCGCCUCGUCGCUGCGCCUGUGCCGCGCGCACCAGGGCCCCAAGCCAGGCUGUGUGGGGCUCUGCGCGCAGCUGCACCUCUGCAAGUUCAUGAUCUACGGAGCCUGCAAAUUCCUGAGGGCCGGGAAGAACUGUAGAAAUAGUCACAGCUUGACGACUGAUCACAACCUGAGUGUGCUAAGAACUCAUGGCGUUGACCACCUCAACUAUAGUGAGCUGUGCCAGCUCUUGUUUCAGAAUGACCCCUGGCUUUUGCCAGAAAUCUGCCAACAUUACAACAAAGGAGAUGGACCCCACGGCUCUUGUUCCUUUCAAAAGCAAUGUAUCAAACUCCAUAUCUGCCAGUAUUUUUUACAGGGGGAAUGCAAGUUUGGAACUAGCUGUAAGAGAUCCCAUGAUUUCUCUAAUUCAGAGAAUCUAGAAAAAUUGGAGAAGUUGGGCAUGAGCUCAGACUUGGUGAGCAGGCUGCCUUCCAUUUAUAGAAAUGCACAUGACAUCAAGAAUAAGAGCUCCACCCCCAGCAGAGUGCCCCCUCCUCCUUCUCCAGGUCCACAGGGGACUUCUGAAAGAAAAAACAGUUCAGGUUCUAUGUCCCCAAAUACUCUUAGCCAGGAGGAGAGUGAUCAGAUCUGCUUGUAUCAUAUCCGGAAAAGUUGCAGUUUUCAAGAGAAGUGCAAUAGAGUUCAUUUCCAUUUGCCGUAUCGAUGGCAAUUCUUGGAUGAAGGCAAAUGGAAGGAUUUGGACAAAAUGGAGCUUAUUGAAGAGGCAUAUAGCAAUCCCAGGAAAGAGAGUAUCCUGUUCACCGAGUUGGCCAGUAGUUUUCACUUUUUUCAAUAUGAAAAAUGUCUGAACUUUGUCUCCAUGACGUUUGGUGCUGCCCGGGCUCGCCGCCUCUCCACGGCCUCUUCCGUCACCAAACCCCCACACUUCCUUUUCACCACUGACUGGGUUUGGUACUGGGCCGAUGAGUUUGGUUCUUGGCAGGAAUAUGGAAGACCAGGCACAACACACCCUGUGACCACCGUCAACAGUAGUGACGUAGAGAAGGCCUACCUGGCAUACUGCGCACCAGGGUCUGAUGCCCAGGCAGCCACCCUGAAGUUCCAGGCUGGGAAGCACAACUACGAGUUAGACUUCAAAGCCUUCAUUCAGAAAAAUCUGGUCUAUGGCACAACUAGGAAGGUUUGCCGUAGACCCAAAUAUGUGUCUCCCCAGGAUGUGAAGACCAUGCAAACCUGCAAUGUCAAGUUUCAAGGCCCAAAGAGCAUCCCAGACUAUUGGGACCCCUCAGCCCUGCCAGACCCUGGCUUUAAGAAGAUCACCCUCAGUUCUUCUUCAGAAGAGUAUCGGAAGGUCUGGAACCUCUUUAACCGCACGCUGCCUUUCUACUUUGUUCAGAAGAUUGAGCGAGUCCAGAACCUGGCCCUCUGGGAGGUCUACCAGUGGCAAAAAGGGCAGAUGCAGAAGCAAAAUGGAGGGAAGGUGGUGGACGAGAGGCAGCUGUUCCAUGGCACCAGUGCCAGCUUCGUGGAUGCCAUCUGCCAGCAGAACUUCGACUGGCGGGUCUGUGGCCUUCAUGGCACUUCCUAUGGCAAGGGGAGCUACUUCGCCCGCGAUGCUGCGUACUCCCACCACUACAGCAAAUCUGACACACAGUCCCACAUGAUGUUCUUGGCACGGGUACUGGUAGGCGAAUUUGUCAGGGGCAACGCUUCCUUUGUCCGCCCCCCUGCCAAGGAAGGCCAGAGCAACGUCUUCUACGACAGCUGCGUGAACAGCGUGUCCGACCCCUCCAUCUUUGUGGUCUUUGAGAAGCACCAGGUCUACCCAGAGUACCUUAUCCACUACACCACCUCUGCCAAGCCUUCGGUUGGGCCCUCUGUCCUGCUCGCCUUGGGCUCCUUGUUUGGCAGCCGCCAGUGAGGGGUGCACCAGGGUGAUCUGCGGCCUUCCAUGCUGAUCCUCCCUGAAAUAGCUGUUUGGGAUUGGGUUUUUUUUUUUUUUUUUUUUUCUUUUACAAAAAAACUUUUAAUGAACUGUUUGUUUAAUGUUGACUUCUCAAUGAAGUUACAUUCUUAAUCUCUGAUAAUGGUUUUCACUUUUAAGUCACUUUUGGGCUCGCUGGUGGACUAACCAGUAGUGAUUGUUAGGUGAGUCCAUUUUUGCUUUUUAAUAAUGUGUUAAAGUUUUAUUAUUUACUCUCUUUGUUGACUUUGCUGCUUAUUGGCACCAAGCACAGAGUUUCUAGACACAAUUUUAUGGAUUCGUUUUAAUUUUUAAGAGUUUAUCUCUGCAAGGACUCAAUUUUUCAGGGUCUCAUGGCAUCUGUUUUAGUUUUUGUCAGGAUGACAUAGUAGCCAUUGGGGGAGGACAGCCCAGGUGGGCUUAGGGCAGCACAGUUACUUCUUUCUGUUGCUCUGGCACAAUCCGGGCAGCUCUUUGGCUGCUCCUCCUGGUUGGCCUUUCUCAUAUCGUCGAAACAGGUGGCUACUGUGUGUUGCCAUUGAGUCCCUGCUGGUUCCCCUGGUCCUGGUGGGGGUCACCCAUCACUCAGAGGAUGCUCGUCUACCCUGACAGGUGACGUGGAUGAGUAGCUCCCCUUGAGGACCCCCAGGCUUAGCCCGUGAGUGCCCAUAGCCGCAUAGCCUAAACUUUAGGACCUAAACACACUGGACAACCCUCCUAGUGUGGGUUUUAACAUCCCCAUGAGAUUGAAUACCUGUGCCGCAAAUGUCACAAAGAGUAUGGAAAUAAAAGAAUAUUUAUCUCAAGUGAA
Molecule: messenger RNA, 3831 nt
Organism: Microcebus murinus (gray mouse lemur)
Lineage: Eukaryota; Metazoa; Chordata; Mammalia; Primates; Cheirogaleidae
Gene: PARP12
Product: poly(ADP-ribose) polymerase family member 12
Cellular component (GO): nucleus
Molecular function (GO): NAD+ poly-ADP-ribosyltransferase activity; metal ion binding
Source: RefSeq, a predicted model, not a curated record